GGCUCCCUCGGUGAGCAUCCCCGCGCCGCCUGCCCCAUCCUUCCUGAACCUGCUCGCCUCUGCUCACGCCACCUUCGUGCCCCGGACCACCGCCCCCUGCGCUCCAAUUGCCGGGCGCCUCCUCCUCAGCGCCCCCAUCUCCGGCCCCCGCGUCCCCUGGCCGCUCCACCUAGCCGCGCUCCGCACACGCCGCGCUCGUCUGCCAUGGCCCGGGAGAACGGCGAGAGCAGCUCCUCCUGGAAAAAGCAAGCUGAAGACAUAAAGAAAAUUUUCGAGUUCAAGGAGACCCUCGGAACUGGGGCAUUUUCUGAGGUGGUUUUAGCGGAAGAGAAGGCAACUGGGAAACUCUUUGCCGUCAAGUGCAUCCCUAAGAAGGCGCUGAAGGGCAAAGAAAGCAGCAUAGAGAAUGAGAUCGCCGUGCUGAGAAAGAUUAAGCAUGAAAACAUCGUUGCCCUGGAAGAUAUUUAUGAAAGCCCAAAUCACUUGUACUUGGUCAUGCAGCUUGUAUCUGGUGGAGAGCUGUUUGAUCGGAUAGUGGAGAAGGGAUUUUACACAGAGAAAGAUGCCAGUACCCUGAUCCGCCAGGUCUUGGAUGCUGUGUACUAUCUCCACAGGAUGGGCAUCGUCCACAGGGACCUCAAGCCCGAAAAUCUCCUGUACUACAGUCAAGAUGAGGAGUCGAAAAUAAUGAUCAGUGACUUUGGAUUGUCAAAAAUGGAGGGCAAAGGAGAUGUGAUGUCCACAGCCUGUGGAACCCCAGGCUAUGUUGCUCCUGAGGUCCUCGCCCAGAAACCUUACAGCAAAGCUGUUGACUGCUGGUCCAUCGGGGUGAUUGCCUACAUCUUGCUCUGUGGCUACCCUCCUUUUUAUGAUGAAAAUGACUCCAAACUCUUUGAACAGAUCCUCAAGGCAGAAUAUGAGUUUGACUCUCCCUACUGGGACGACAUCUCUGACUCAGCUAAAGACUUCAUUCGGAAUUUGAUGGAGAAAGAUCCAAAUAAAAGAUACACAUGUGAGCAGGCAGCUCGGCACCCAUGGAUUGCUGGUGACACAGCCCUCAACAAAAACAUCCACGAAUCUGUCAGUGCCCAGAUUCGGAAGAACUUCGCAAAAAGCAAAUGGAGACAAGCAUUCAAUGCCACGGCCGUCGUGAGACAUAUGAGAAAACUACAUCUUGGCAGCAGCCUGGACAGUUCAAAUGCAAGUGUAUCGAGCGGCCUCAGCUUGGCCAGCCAAAAAGAUUGCCUGGCAUCCUCCACCCUCUGUAGUUUCAUUUCCUCCUCGGGGGUCUCAGGAGUUGGAGCUGAACGGAGACCAAGGCCCACCACUGUGACGACGGUGCAUACUGGCAGCAAGUGACUGGCUCUGGAGGCAGGGCCCGGGGGCGGGGCCUGGGGUGGAGCCUCAGGAGGGGCCAGGGAAGGGGUGCCCCCACGGCCGCCAGUGCCAAGAGCCCCUCCAGAGCUAUCUCACCUUGCAUGGUGCACCUUCCUGCACAGGACUGGAAGACAGAAGUUUUUUUAUGGCCAUAUUUUAUACUGCAAUUCUGAAGUGUUCAUUUCUCACAAACUGUACUGACUCAAGGGGAGCUGAUUUAAUAGGAUCUGGUGCUGUAUAUAUGAAUCUUGCAAAGCUCUAACUGAACGGACCUUCUUAUUCCUCACCCCAACUCCCUGUCAUUUCCACUCUUCUCAGUGUAGGUAACCGUCUAUGUUGUAUUUUUUCAUUAAUGACAAAAAAGGUUUCAACUGGAUUAUUUAAAUAUUGGUAAAUAUUGUGCAUCAGGUUCUUUUUUUUCUUUUAAGAAGUAUGUCCUUUCUAGUUACAUGACCUCUAUUUUUUAUUCCUCAAUAAGUAGAGAUUUAUGUUAACCCUUUAAAAGAUUUUUUCCCCCUGGGAGGAGAAUUUAAAGGUAUUUUUAAAAAUUCUAAUAAGAGGAUCAAGCAUCUGUCUCCAAGGCUAAGAGCGCACUUUACUUCUAUUCCUUCUCUUUUCCUCCCGUUUCUUGGGAGGGACAGCUAAGUCCCGCAGGGUUGUCUUCUCCAUGAAGUCUUUGUGGGGCAACCUGCAGAAAACCCUUCCUAGCAGCUCCUCCAAAAAACUCCACGCCAACCAGAGACCCUAGUGGCAGCAACUCAUCAGUGGUCAGAAAUAAACCUGCUCCCCCGAGACCCAGGGCUAAAUUUUGCAGGCUGACCUGGCUGUGAAUGAGGUACCCUACAAAGCAAAGGUGCCAGAGCCUCCUUUACAAAAGGAAUGAUUUGCCGUUUUGUUUAAAGGGAACUUCACACACGCAGCUCUUUUCUCAUGAGGGGUAACACAGCUGAAAGCUCUGCUCUCAGGCUAUGCAGUCAGAAAAUUAACCCCUCUCUCUGUGUGUGUUUGUGUGUGUGUGUGUUUUUUAAUGCAAUUCUAAACUAACACUUAAAAUAGCCUCCAACUCACCCAAGUUUUUCCUCCAAAUGUUUGCCCUAUUCUUAGUAUGAAUGCUAUCCGAGGGAGGGGAGAGGGAUGGCUUUGGAAGAGAAUCCAUUUGUCUGGGGUGCUAAGGGAAGGUGACUUGCCAAGCAAGCAGGACACUGGCCACCUCAGAGAUGGCCAUAGAGCACCUUAGCCAGGCCCAGCUGGGCUUGAAGCCAGUCUUGUGAGCAGGGGAAUCUGAAAACCAAAGACCUGUGGUGGUAGGGUCUCCAACCGUCCCAGUUUGCCUGGAACUUAGUCAUUUACCGGGACACCAGACUUUAACUGCUAAAACCAGGAAAGUCCCAGGCAAAGCAGACCAGUUCAUGGAUAGUGGGCAGAUAGAGUGGCCACAGUGUGAAACCCAGGGCAAAACCACUUUUCAAAGAAGCUUCAAUGAUAAGCUCUUGUCGAGCCGAGCAGGUGGCUCCAGGUACCAGCUUUGCAAAAGCCCUCCUGCCCAUCCAGCACCUGUUACAGCCAUCACACCCAUUCAGUCAGAGUCUGAAGUCUUCACAGUCAGCCUUGAACCUGCUGAGGGUCUUGGGAGCUCUGCCUGAUACUGCAACGACUAUCCUGGGGCCGACUUCCCUGGCUGUUGCCCCUGUGCCCUUCUCCUACAGCUGGACAGACUCGGCAGGUCCUGCUGGUCAAAUCAUUUUUGUCACUUCCACACCUUUGCAUGUGUCCAGGCCAAGAUGUUUCAGUAAUGCUCACUCCCUCCCCCCCAC
Messenger RNA from Trichechus manatus latirostris (Florida manatee), 3191 nucleotides. It is a transcript of the gene CAMK1D, whose product is annotated as calcium/calmodulin dependent protein kinase ID. Gene Ontology annotation, molecular function: calcium/calmodulin-dependent protein kinase activity; ATP binding; calmodulin binding. The record is from RefSeq and is a predicted model, not a curated record. Lineage: Eukaryota; Metazoa; Chordata; Mammalia; Sirenia; Trichechidae. The transcript has 11 exons. Gene Ontology annotation, biological process: peptidyl-serine phosphorylation. Bases 205 to 1359 code for a protein of 384 amino acids. Gene Ontology annotation, cellular component: cytoplasm; intracellular anatomical structure.